This is a messenger RNA of Cordyceps militaris CM01, 171 nucleotides long. RefSeq lists its product as uncharacterized. The coding region runs from base 1 to 171 and encodes 56 amino acids. The transcript is spliced from 3 exons. NCBI's taxonomy places the organism in Eukaryota, Fungi, Ascomycota, Sordariomycetes, Hypocreales, Cordycipitaceae. The record is from RefSeq and is a predicted model, not a curated record.
AUGCAGUUUAUUUUUCCUCUCAUGUCACGUGAGACCAGUCUGCCGACGAGUUAUCCCGUCACGUCUUCCACCACCCGACACCUCAAAAACAUCAAGACAAUGAUUUCGUCGCCUGACGGGCCCUGCUCGGCGUCACUUGAUGCUCGCCUCCAAAAGGCCCGCCCGCAAUGA